AUGGCGUCAAGAGAAUCUGGUAGAGUAAAGGAUGCUGAAAAGCGAAGGGUUUUGGACGAUGCAGCAAGGAAACGAAGAGCUAGGAAAGCCAUCGAGGCUCUCGAACUGGACAAUUUCCACGAAGACCCCCACGCAGAUCUGGUUAUGUCAAAGAAAGUGCCUAAGUUUGCGGAUUCGAAUGAGAAACCCACUCGGAAAAAAAAAGCCAAAAGCGCUGAGUAUUACAAAAUGAGAUUCAGGAAAACAUUUGCUCAAUUAGUGGAGGAGGAUGCCAGUUUUAGACCAGAACCUCCUAAUUAUCUGUCAGCACAAGUACCACCUUCCAAGUUUCCUGACCGUCAUUUCUGUGCUGUUUGUGGGUUUCCCUCAAACUAUACGUGCAUUCCUUGCGGCGCUAGAUACUGCUGCGUUCGAUGCCUCGGAACGCACUUGGAUACACGAUGCCUCAAAUGGACUGCCUAG
Molecule: messenger RNA, 462 nt
Organism: Danaus chrysippus (African queen)
Lineage: Eukaryota; Metazoa; Arthropoda; Insecta; Lepidoptera; Nymphalidae
Source: the annotation of a GenBank genome assembly